AUGACAGCUUGUGGAUGGAAGCACAAAACGGGUUGCAAUGAUGACAUUAAAGAAAUGGCUCUAUGUAGUGAUUAUUUUACAAAAUUGUGUAAAGGCGAAGACCCGUUCCAGAAUAGCAGAGCUUCACCCUCUUCUAAUCUAGACCCAGCAUCUAACUGGGAGAUUGAUUUGAAAGAUAGAUACUGGAUCCCGAUAAAUAAGAAAACUGGAGAGCAUGUCACCGCAGAAGAAAUAAAAGAGGGCAGAGAAUGGGAAGCGAGGAAUGCUCGACGAACCCCGAACGAAAGACAGAAAGUGUUUAGGGUAUCCAGAGAUGAAUUAUGUGUUUUACCCGAUGGUUGA
This is a messenger RNA of Sclerotinia trifoliorum, 342 nucleotides long. The record is from the annotation of a GenBank genome assembly. Lineage: Eukaryota; Fungi; Ascomycota; Leotiomycetes; Helotiales; Sclerotiniaceae.